Emys orbicularis (European pond turtle) is the source of this 1773-nucleotide messenger RNA. RefSeq names its product RIC8 guanine nucleotide exchange factor B (gene RIC8B). NCBI's taxonomy places the organism in Eukaryota, Metazoa, Chordata, Testudines, Emydidae. The record is from RefSeq and is a predicted model, not a curated record. Gene Ontology annotation, molecular function: G-protein alpha-subunit binding; guanyl-nucleotide exchange factor activity. Bases 174 to 1517 code for a protein of 447 amino acids. Gene Ontology annotation, cellular component: cytoplasm; plasma membrane. The transcript has 9 exons. Gene Ontology annotation, biological process: G protein-coupled receptor signaling pathway.
CCACUUUCAAAUUUGAUCCUGCAGAUGAGGAGAAAAGAAAGAAACUGUGUGAAGGAAUCUUAAACAUCCUCGAAAAAGACAUAAAAACAUCAUGUCAAGUUGCCUGUCUCGAAGCCCUUCGGAUUCUCUCUAGAGAUAAGAAGGUUUUAGUGCCUGUGACAACAAAGGAAAACAUGCAGAUCCUGAUGAGGCUGGCAAAGCUAGACAUGACAGAAGAUUCUUUGGAGGAUGUGUCCAAUUUCCCUGUUAUAGUGGAAGCUUUAAAAUGCCUCUGUAACAUAGUUUUUAAUAGUGCCAUUGCACAAAAACUCAGUUUGGAACUGAACCUUGCAGCUAUGCUUUGCAAUCUACUGAAAAAAUGCAAGGACCAACAGUUUGUUGAUGACAUUAAAUGUUUUGAUUUGCGCCUUCUCUUCCUCCUGUCACUUCUGCACACAGAUAUUAGGUCACAGUUGCAUCAUGAGCUACAAGGGUUGCAGGUUUUGACUCAAGCCUUGGAAAGUUCAUUUAGCAUAAGAUGGACAGACAAGUACAAAGCUGCUGAAGAGCAUGAUGGAUCUCCUUUAUCGCUGCAAGAAACGGAUUGUGCCAUUGAGGCACUCAAAGCUCUCUUUAAUGUGACACUCGACAGUUGGAAUGUCCACAGUGAGAAUGAAUCUCAUCAAUUUCGUUAUAUGGCUGCCAUCCUUCGCCACUGCUUAUUAACCGUGGGCCCUACUGAAGACAAAACUGAAGAAUUGCACAGUAAUGCAAUCAACCUUUUAAGCAAUAUUCCAGUUUCUUGUUUGGAUGUUCUCAUUAGUCCAUCAACCCAAGAAGAAACAGUUUUGGAAUUUAAUGGUAUGAAUAUGGAUGCCAUUCAAGUGUUGCUGGAUUUCAUGGAGAAAAGAAUAGACAAGGGAAGCAGCUACAGAGAGGGUCUGACUCCAGUUCUCAGUUUACUAACAGAAUGUUGCCGAGCUCAUCGGAACAUCAGGAAGUUUAUCAAAGCUCAGGUAUUGCCCCCAUUAAGAGAUGUAUCAAAUCGUCCUGAAGUUGGCACAACAGUGAGAAACAAACUUGUGCGCCUUAUGACACAUGUCGACCUUGGAGUAAAGCAAAUUGCAGCAGAAUUCCUUUUUGUCCUUUGUAAGGAGAGAGUUGACAACUUGUUGAAGUAUACAGGCUAUGGUAAUGCAGCAGGACUGCUGGCUGCAAGGGGCCUGUUAGCAGGAGGAAGGGGAGAUCAUUGGUACUCUGAUGAUGAAGAUACAGACACUGAAGAAUAUAAAUCUGCAAAGCCAAACAUUAAUCUUAUCACUGGUCAUGUAGAGGAACCAAUGCCCAACCCUAUGGAUGAAAUGACAGAAGAACAAAAAGAAUAUGAAGCCAUGAAACUUGUCAACAUGUUUGAUAAACUUUCCAGGGAUGAGGUUAUAAAACCAAUGGGAGUUCGACCGGAUGGCACGAUGACUCCUUUGGAAGAGACAAUCUGCCAGUACCAAACCAAUGAGCAAGACAGUUCAGAUUCAGACUAAAGCAUCACCUGCUUCACUGUCAAUAUCUCCUUUAAUCAGCAUCUUCCCUCAGAGCCGCGACAUCUUUUAUCUACACAUUCUACCCUCUCAUUAGCCAGCAUCACUUUAAGUCUUAUUAUUGGGAUAUUUGAAUGAUGGAUCUUGUGGUGUAAUCUCUGCAUUUUUAUUAAUCCAUUUAUAUAGGAACAAAUGAUCAGUUUAUUAAUUGUAAAGCAAAUUGUAUUUCAGUGAGAUGAAAAUAAAAGAUUGCAAUGCA